ACCGCCUGGCCUCUUACAUGGGUUUUAUCCUCUGUUGUGGGAAAUUUCCAACUCAGAGAAAAAGGGUAAAUGUGACCAACCUGGUCCUGGUGCUUGUACCAGCUGUCAACAGGUGGUCACCCUUUAAUCCAGCAGGUGGCUCAUCAUUCACAAACUACCAGCUGUGGUUGCCAGCUGAUCAGGCACGUGCAUCCAGGGUCCAGCCUUUUUAGUGGCUCCCUCUAACCUCCACAUUAGAUUUCUUCAUUCUGGAAUAUUCGGGGGUUUUCAAGUAUCUUGGUGCUAUUGGUUUCUACCUCAGCUCUAUGGCUGAGAGCUUGUCAUUUGUAUUAACACUUUAAGAAGACACCAUGAUCUGUGUUUUUACUAUUUGGGGACAGGGCCUUGAAGGCCUGGUGCUGGCUUUCCUGGAAUGACUGCAAGGCCAUGAACCCGUCAGCCAUCUUGAAAACCCAAGCAAAGCACAAUCCCUAGCAGUGUGGCUCCCAAAAACCAACGAGGACUCCUAACUGCCUGCUUCUGAGAGUUCUGGGCCACUGUCCCCACAGGAGCCAGCAGAAGGGUAGAAAGCUGCAAAGGAAGGGGCCAGCUGGGGCUCUGCUCUGUAUAAGCUUCCUACCCUUCCCACCACAGCACUGGGAGCUUUUGCCUCAACUCCAUCCAGGAGGCCAGGCAGCAGCACCUGUCAAACAGCUACACUGGCUGGGCAGGGCUGGCAGGUCCCCACACCCAUCUCAGGCAUAGAGGACUCUAACUGCCUAUAGCCUGUGGAUUUUGACCAAGCUUUGUUCUGGUGCCUAGACUGGCUCUGCCACUCCUGGAUUAGCUCUCCUCCAUGGCCUGGAGGAGAGGGAAACACAAGGUGGGAAUGCUCUAAAGAUGGAUAUGAAGGGCACUGUAUCUCUACGGAGUGGAGCUCAGCUGUGGGCUGUCAGCUUUGGUGUGGCCAGAGCCUGUGAGCUCAGGGUUAUGGCUAAAACCUUGACCCUGUAAUCUUGACCGUGUCCUGCUUCACCUACCCUGUACCACUGUCCCUAGUUGGUAGGUGAGGUUAUGAGACACAGUUCCAUGCUAGAAAAGCAGCUUUCAGAAGCCCGGAUGCAGAAGGGCCUUGGACCACCCAUCCACAGUGCCAGAUGUUCAGAUUCUCUGUCCUCCAGGCCCCUAGUCCUAGGCUUAUGGGUAGACAGGGAGGGUUCCUUUGUUCCCAGAGCACUUCUACUUCCCUCUGUUCUAUUCCUUGUUGGGCCAAUCAGAAGGUAGACCAGCAAGGGCUGUCCUGUGGGAGGACUGGAUGGCCUAUGGCGUCAGCCAGAGCACAUCAGGAAGUGCACAGCCUCCCUCAUGGCUCCACCCUUCUCCAGUCAAGGAGCAUCUCCACACUCCCAGAGACCCAGGUUUCUGGUGUGCUCAUAGCCCAGGCAGCCUCCAGCUGGCAGGUGGCUCUCACAAGACCCUGAGGUAAGUUCAGCUAACAUACCCUUCCUGGAAGGUGGGUGGAAGCCUGUGGUGACUCUGGGGAUCCUGGAGCAAGUACCCCAGAGCAGCAGUCAGUCAGCACCUACAGUCAGGUGGCCUUCAUUCUCAUCUUUUCAUCUGACUAAUCUUUGUUCAUUGCAGCAUAGUCCUCCAGGGCUGGGACUGUGUGGCAAUGGGGCUGGAAUGGCAGGCAAUUGGUUCAAGGUUCUGAAAAAUGUCCACUGGAUCAACAAGAAGGUACAGCAGGGAACUGAGAAGUGCUUCUGAAGAAUAAGCCUGCCAUGGCCGUGUCUAGACCUAGGGAUGCAGCUUCUCUGGUCAGGGUCCCAGCAUUCUUAAAGGGCUGGAGACUGGGCUAGGGGCCUUCUAUGGCUACUUUAACUCAGCCCAAGAGUCACUGAAGCCACUCACUGAGACUCCACCUGUCCACAGGUAGAAGCAGUGGGUAGUCCCACAUGAGUAAUACCCCUGUCAACAACUGGCCUGAUUGAUCCCCAGCAUGUGGCCAGAGGCCAGAACUCAUCUGGAGCAGAAAAGCACAGGGUUUCCUGGUGCCCAGCUCCUGAAAACCUGGAGGGGAGUCAUAGCAGAUGUCUGGAGACUGUGAAUGACAUUGCCUGCCUUUCCAGGGUACCCCAGCCUGGCAGGGAGAUGAGACAUGCUCCUAUGGCCAACCCUCACUUGCCCUCCCAGAAUAGCACCAUGUCACAGGCAGCUGCCAGAGGGCUGUUGCAUCACUGUCUGGCUACAACGGAAGGCUUGAAGGACAUGGGGCCUGUCAGAGAAUGAGGAAGUCACACAUAGGACUGGCUCCCUGGCAGAGUGAGAAAGCCUCCAGCCAACCAGCCUCUCGGCCACAAUCUGGACACGGGCCCGCCAGAGCCCGUGCCACCCAAGAAGGUGCCGUGUAGGAUGGCUACUAGGGGCAAAAGCUCCCUACAUUCAUCUACCUUCAGGAGGUUCAAGAGCACUUUAGGGUAAAGGGCAGAAGCCAAAGAAGGGCCAUUGUACAAGGAGUGUUCUCUUAGACCCCAACCUGCCCUUUCCCUGACAUAUCCAGGUGACUCAGGAAGAAAGUUUGAGGUAACAGAGGGGCAGUUGCUUGGGGAAGAUGAGCUUGGCAGGGUGGCACUAGGAGGGGCUAUCAGUGCACCUCUGCUAUCCCUCAGAAUCUGUGGAACAAAGAUGAGGUUGACCCCUCAAAUUUCUCCAGAAUGAGUCCCUUGUGUCCUUGCCCAAAGCCCUGUUCUGGCACUCACAGGCCUGGGUCCUAUUGUAGGCUGACUGCUCCAGACCCAGUAGAGAACAGAAGGUGGGCACUUCCUGAGCUGCUCUCCCCUGACUGUGACCACAGACUACAGAGGACAUGUCAGACUAUGAAAAUGAUGACGAGUGCUGGAGUGCCCUGGAGAGCUUCCGGGUGAAGCUCAUCUCUGUUAUUGACCCCUCACGAAUCACACCCUAUCUGCGCCAGUGCAAAGUCCUGAACCCCGAUGAUGAGGAGCAGGUGCUCAGUGACCCCAACCUGGUCAUUCGCAAGCGGAAAGUGGGUGUGCUACUGGACAUCCUGCAGCGGACAGGCCACAAGGGCUAUGUAGCCUUCCUUGAGAGUCUGGAACUCUAUUACCCUCAAUUAUACAGGAAAGUCACGGGCAAGGAGCCAGCACGAGUCUUCUCCAUGAUCAUUGAUGCAUCAGGGGAGUCAGGCCUGACGCAGCUGCUGAUGACAGAGGUCAUGAAGCUGCAGAAGAAGGUUCAGGACCUGACGGCACUUCUGAGCUCCAAGGACGACUUCAUCAAGGAGCUUCGGGUGAAGGACAGCCUCCUGCGCAAGCACCAGGAGCGUGUGCAGCGGCUCAAGGAAGAGUGUGAGCUGAGCAGCCGAGAGCUGAAGCGCUGCAAGGAUGAGAACUAUGACCUGGCCAUGCGCCUAGCACAUCUGAGUGAAGAGAAGGGCUCAGCGCUCAUGCGGAACCGGGACCUGCAGCUCGAGGUGGACCGGCUCAGGCACAGCCUCAUGAAGGCAGAGGAUGAUUGCAAGGUGGAGCGAAAACACACCCUGAAGCUCAGGCAUGCUAUGGAGCAGCGGCCCAGCCAGGAGCUGAUGUGGGAGCUGCAGCAGGAAAAGGACUUGCUGCAGGCCCGGGUGCAGGAGCUGGAGGUCUCUGUACAGGAGGGCAAGCUAGACAGGAACAGCCCCUACAUUCAAGUGCUGCAGGAGGACUGGCGCCAGGCACUGCAGGAGCACCAAGAGCAGGCCAACACCAUCUUCUCCCUACGCAAGGACCUCCGCCAAGCUGAGGCCCUCCGGACCCGGUGCGUGGAGGAAAGGGAGAUGUUCGAGCUGCAGUGCCUGGCCUUGCGUAAGGAUGCCAAGAUGUACAAGGACCGGAUCGAGGCUAUCCUGCAGCAGAUGGAGGAAGUCUCCAUUGAGCGGGACCAGGCUAUGGCCUCGAGGGAAGAGCUGCAUGCACAGUGUGCCCAGAGCUUUCAGGACAAAGACGAGCUUCGAAAGCAGGUUCGAGAGCUGAGUGAGAAGGCAGACGAGUUGCAGCUGCAGUUGUUCCAGAGUGAGGGCCGGUUAGUGGCCGCCGAGGGCAGACUCAAGCAGCAGCAGCUGGACAUGCUCAUCCUGAGCUCUGACCUGGAGGACACUUCACCCAGGAACUCCCAGGAGCUCUCACUGCCUCAGGAUCUGGAGGAGGAUGCCCAGCUCUCAGACAAAGGUGUCCUGGCAGACAGGGAGAGCCCAGAGCAGCCCUUCGUGGCUCAGAGCAAGGAGCAGCUUUCACAAACCCAUCUGCCAGCACCGUUCCUUGUGCAAGGCACUGGGCCCAGCAGCAGCGAGCCCCCGGAGAAAGAGCGGCGGCGUCUCAAGGAGAGCUUCGAGAACUACCGCAGGAAGCGGGCGCUCCGCAAGGCUCAGAACAGCUGGCGACAGGACGAGGGGGACCGCGAGAACACCACAGGCAGCGACAACACCGACACCGAGGGCUCCUAGCAGCCCGCGCCGAGGCUGAGCGUCUGUGUAAUUGUGAAGGGGUGCUGCAUUUUUUACUGUACGCUACACAUGCGUUGUACACGUAUUGGAAAAUACAACUAAAUAAAGUGACCACCAAGCCGA
Messenger RNA from Cricetulus griseus (Chinese hamster), 4603 nucleotides. Lineage: Eukaryota; Metazoa; Chordata; Mammalia; Rodentia; Cricetidae. The record is from RefSeq and is a predicted model, not a curated record.